Messenger RNA from Cuscuta epithymum, 2468 nucleotides. The record is from the annotation of a GenBank genome assembly. NCBI's taxonomy places the organism in Eukaryota, Viridiplantae, Streptophyta, Magnoliopsida, Solanales, Convolvulaceae.
CGGUUGAACCACUGUUUUGCCUGGACCUAAUUAUAUACGGAGUAUAUACGAAGUAUAAUCGAUUUGGGAGUCGGGAGGGUAAGGCUAUGGCAAGCGAGGGUUUUGACGAUGAUGAUUUAUGGCGCAACCCCGACUUCCUCGAAGCCAUUGAUGAGGCGCUUGAGCUUGCCACUACACAGCACAACCUCCUUCCUACUCAACCGCAGCCGGCGGCCGCUGCGUCGCAGUUCGUCGACAUCAAUUCUGCACUUCCGCUGAAGUUGCCUCAGUUAGCUAAUCAGGAUGCCGCAACCUGCACAUCCUCGGGUUCUAAUUGCAGUGUUCAAGAACAAGAAAUUGAUAGAUUGAAGGGAGAGCUUGACCGUGUUUCAGAGCUGCUUGCUCAUAAGGAACGGGAAUGCAUUAUGUUGAGAAAGGAAACCCACAAAAAGGAGAUCAAUGUUGUCCCUACUGAAAAGGUCAGUUCAUCCACCUACUCAACGGGUGAUAGUGAUUCUUCGUCCAUGAUUAAGAAAAAGUUGUUAGAUGCAUGGGGCUCAAUGACUGGCCAGAAUCUAGGGAGGAUUUUUGUUUCAAAGUUGUUCGAGACUUGCAAUGCUGAUUUCCUGGUCCUCUUUGGAUUCCUGGAUUCAAGUCUCCCCUCCAAUAUGAGAAUGGAAAGUUCCCUUUCUGGCUCUAGGGUUGCUAUGAAGGAAAACAUGCUGCCAGAUCAUUCCAGUGUAUCUGCAAAAGUAUCUCUUCUUUAUUCUGUGUUGACGAAGAUCAGCAAUGAGAUGACAAGAUUGGAUGAUUUACUAGAUGCAUUAGUUGAUCUUUGUCAGCUUAAAAAUGAUGUUGUAAUGUUCAGGGCUCUGCACAUACUGCAUGAAGUUUUAAGCUACAGUUCCUUUACAGAAAUGAAGGACGAUCGAAGGUCCAAUGUGAUUGUUGAGGAAACAGAUCAAGACGGAUCUUCUAGAAGAGGAACCCUUUCCAAAGAGACAUUAGAACAUACCCAUGCUACUUGUGGAGUUCGGUUGAAUAAUAGUGAUAAAGCUCCUAGGGCGGGACCCUUCAACACUGUAACUUGCGUAUUCACUUCAUGUUACAACUAUCUCUCAUUGUUUGAACUGAUGUCCCAAAUUAUACUGACGCAUAGUUUAGAGCAUAUCAGAUGGGAAGCAGUUUGUAUUAUGAAUUUGAUUCUUGUAAGGGAGAAUACACCCUUGGAUAGGGAAAAGUUUGGAUCAAAUGAGGUGUUUCAAAGUGUUUCACAACUAUUGAAAAGGGAUGCUGGCUACCGUGUAAAUAAGCAAGCUGUGCGCCUCCUUUAUCUGUUACUGAAUUGCCCAAAAAUUAUGGCAUCAUUCUUCAACAAUUUCACGGGAGCGGAAUGCACAGGCACUGCUGAUGUAAAUCCAAAAACUAUUUCAGAUUCUCAAGUGACCUGUAACAUUUUUGAGGGAUUGGUUGAUUGCCUAUCUUGUAGUGGUAAAAGCGCCGAGGAAUUACAGGUUCAAAGGCAUUCAAUAAUUUUGUUAGCUUUCCUUGCUUCUUCUGGGAAGACUGGCAUUGAAAUCCUUCUAAAUCAUAGGCCGAAAAGGACUAAAUUUCUAACAAUAAUCUUGCAGAGCGUAAUAUCUGCUUUGGACCUAGAAGCACUAGACACUGCUACAUAUCCUGAAGAAUCUAAACAAAGAACCUUGAUGAUUAGAGAAGCACUUAUUCUUCUCAACCGAAUUGCUUCACAUCCCCAGUACGGUGUCUUGGUUCUCUUGGCAUUGACAAACCGCAGGGACAUAGCCAGGCUUACUGUUAACACAGCAAGCAGGUUAUCCCACAAGGGUAAGUGCUUGACGCAUUGUGACAGCAUAACACAACAGAUUAGGGAAUCAGAAAUUGUUGAAUUAGCUCGGGUUUUUCAGAAAAGAUUAUAUGCAUUUCUAGAGGGCAACACCUUGGGAAAGAAGCCCUCGUGAGAAUUUUUCUUGGUGAACAAGUGUACAGAGAGAUAGAGAGAGAGAGAGUAUCAGAUGACUAUUGACGGAGUUGAUACUUUCAAUUUGCUUCUUGUAUAACUAGUACUACACACGUGCAAUGCACGGUGAGUGAUUUAUCAGAAUAUUUUGUGUAUAUGUAGUUGGUAAAAGAAGUGGACUUUGUAGUACAACAAAAACAAUAGGAAGUUCAUUCUCCAAAGUAUUCAAGUCAUCAUAUAACAUGAUGUACUGCUAAGCUCGGUUAAUUUACCAUACCAGAUCAGACAAGACCAGCCAAUUUCAGUCCAAAAGAAAACAUCAUCAGUCAUCAGCUAUCAACAACUAGUUCAAUACAAUAUCACAAGUGUUAGCUGGCUAAAUAUUUUUUGUGGGGCUGGUUUUACUUCUAUCUCAUUAAUUAAAUGUAUGUUUUCUUUACUUUCUGGGGUUUUUAAGUCCGGUUUUGUAAUAUUUGUCUUUAUUAAUAAAAUUUGGUAAAUGAUCUCAUAC